AUGGAUGACACGCCCAAACUCGGAUCAGGCAUCGUCUCUCUGGGGACGGAUAUGUUCCUUAUGAAAUCAGAUACCAUUCAUACGGAGUCAGAGGUGCUUCCUGUGGACGCGGAUGCCAUCCCUAUGGAAUCAGACUCUUCCAAUAUGGUGUCAGACGGUUUCCCUAUGGAGUCGGAUGUCAAUUCUGUGGAGUCAAACACCCCUCCUCUGGAGUCAGACCAUUCUCAUAUGGAAUCAGUUACCCUCCAUAUGGAGGCAGACCCUUUCAAUAAGGACCAAGGCAUCUUCCAUAUGGAGUUGGACAAGUCCACUAUCGACCCACAAGCCUCAGAAUGCAAGUACGAUGAUGAUCCACUGCUCAAGGCCUUCAAAGUCAUGGAAGUCAUCGGUCGGUAUCGUAGCGUGGUGCCAGCAACGGCAAGAGACCACACCAGCGAUGGAAACAUUAUGUUUCUAUCCAAGAUGUGUAAUCAGAUACGCGCCAAGCAGCCGAUCCAGAUGAUCCUACCGGCUUUCCCCUUCAAAUCCCCGAACCGGGAGAAUAAGGUCUUGGGAAACCUUCCUGAUAAAGGCGAAGAUAUUUCUCUCGCGCACCUUAACGGACUCUGCGCUGCCAUCGGUGACGUCUAUGAAUAUGGAGCAAAGCUCACCAUCGUGUCUGAUGGCCUCGUGUAUAACGAUAUUCUCGGCGUGUCUGACAGAGACGUCUGGGAGUAUAGCCAUGCACUGAGAGAAAUGGUAGUUGAGAACAAGUACGACCAUAUCGAGUUCGCCAGAUUGCGCAAUCUGGUUCAUAUCCAUGAGGAUGUCAACCUUGAUGGCGAGGCAUAUGAGAAAUUGGCUCCAGAGUUUCGCCAGGAGCUGAUUAGAAAGUACACCCCGGAGGGAUUUGACGCCGCUGUUAAGAUCAAGACCGAUGAAAACAUCUGUACCACGUACCGAGGAUACAUCAAGUUCUUGACAAAAGACUUGGAACAUCUUCAUGUAGACGAUGGUACCAAAUCUCGCAAGUCGCAUAAAAAACAUCUGGGAGAUGUCGCUAAAUCCAUGAUCGAACGAGGCGCUGCCUUCGCAGAAGCUAUUCUAAAGAACUUCCCAGGGUACAUUCGUCUUUCGAUCCACCCCUCAAAUGGAUAA
Molecule: messenger RNA, 1137 nt
Organism: Aspergillus luchuensis
Lineage: Eukaryota; Fungi; Ascomycota; Eurotiomycetes; Eurotiales; Aspergillaceae
Product: isocyanide synthase family protein
Exons: 3
Coding region: 1-1137 (378 amino acids)
Source: RefSeq, a predicted model, not a curated record